AUGAAAAAUUUCAAAGAAGCAAUAUCAUUAAAAUUUGUUAUAAUAGGAGAUUGCGGUGUAGGAAAAUCAAGUGUCAUUUACAGGUUUAGUUGAAAUAAUAAAUAUAUAGUUACCAAAAAGGCCAAUUCUAACCUGAUCUUAUCCCUAUACCAUUUGAAAAUUUUAUAAUUUAAGAUAAAAAUGAUGAAAAUUAAAAUAUUAUUUUAAAUUUAUAGGAAAUAUCUGGUUCUGAUGAUUAUAGAUCACUUAGACCAUCAUACUAUGAAUCAGCAGAUUUAUUCCUAAUAAUAUUUUCUGUGAUAGAUUCUAAUUCUUUUGAUCAUGCUAUUUCUAAAGUAAUUUUAAUUAUUAUGUAGUGGUACCCUGAAUUAAAUUAAAAUUAAUAUUUAUAAAUACCUAAAAUAUUUCUUGGCAAUAAAAUUGAUCUUCGAGAAAUUAAAAAUAAUUAACACAUAAAUAACUCUUUUGUAUUAAUAUAAUUUAUUAAAUCAGGCUCAAAAAAUCAUCUAAGCUUAUAAAAUUUAAUACUUUGAAUGUUCUGCUUUAACUUAGGAAGGAAUAAAUUAAGUUUUUAAAGAAGCUUCAAAAAGAAUCAUUAAAAUUAAGAAGGAAAAUCAAAUUGAAAACAAUGGAAAUAAGCUCUGUUUUGAGAUUAAUCAUUAAAUUACAAAAGAAGAGGAACCAUGCUGUUUAAUUUUUUGA
Paramecium sonneborni is the source of this 702-nucleotide messenger RNA. The record is from the annotation of a GenBank genome assembly. NCBI's taxonomy places the organism in Eukaryota, Ciliophora, Oligohymenophorea, Peniculida, Parameciidae.